UAUGUUUGUCUUUUUCUAGGGAUUUCCAUUACUGCAACUCAUCUCUACUCCAUUUGACCAUCUUUUGAAAGAAGUCCAUGUUCUUCCUCUCACUGGUUGUGGUGUGAAUUUGAAGGAACAGCCACUACCAUUCACCGAUGCCAAAGAAGAAAUCAGGGAGGAGAUGGUUUUGGAGCCAGUUCUGCGCCCGAUCAUCAGAAUCUGCUUCUUCUUCCUAUCACUCCUCCGACACCAUCAAAAACCAAGACUACAGAUACGAUGUGUUCAUCAGUUUCAGAGGCCCUGAUACCCGCAACUCUUUCGUUGAUCAUCUCUACUCUCAUCUUCUCCGGAAGGGUAUUUUUGUCUUUAAAGACGACCACAAGCUCCGCAAAGGAGAAUCCAUUUCAUCACAGCUUCUACAAGCAAUCAGAGGUUCUCGAAUUUCUAUCAUCGUCUUCUCCAAAGAUUAUCCUUCCUCCUCGUGGUGUUUGGACGAAAUGACCACUAUAGCUGAUUGCAAACAGCAAUAUAACCAAACUGUUUUCCCUGUUUUCUAUGAUGUUGUUCCGUCUCACGUACGACAUCAGAACGGGGUAUACGAGAAGGCCUUCGUUUCACUCAGACAGAAAUUCAAAGGAAACCCAGAUAAGGUUUAUCGAUGGGAGAGAGCUAUGAAUGGGUUUGGCAAAUUAGCUGGUUGGGACGUCAGAAACAAGUCCGAAUCUGAAGUAAUUGAAGAUAUUGUUCAAAAGGUAAUAAAAAAAUUGGGUCACAAAUUCUCUGGGUUUGUUGAUGACCUUAUUGGGAUACAAUCACGUGUACAAGCAUUAGAAGAUAAAUUAAGAUUAAGUUCAAAAAGUGGUGUUCAAGUUUUAGGAAUUUGGGGAAUGAAUGGAAUAGGAAAAACAACUCAUGCCGCCGUCCUAUAUGACAAAAUCUCUCAUAGGUUUGAUGCUUCUUGUUUCGUUGAGGAUGUGAGCAAACUUUAUAGGGAUGGUGGCCAGACUGCUAUACACAAAGAGAUCAUUAAUCAAACUUUACGUGAAAACAUAGAUAUGAGUAGUCCAAUUGAAAUAUCAGGGAUUGUAAAAAAUAGGCUUCACAACAUAAAGGUCCUCAUAGUUCUGGACAACGUUGAUGAAUUAGAGCAAUUGGAAAAUUUGGCCAUAAAACCUAAAUUGCUUUUGAAGGGAAGUAGAAUGGUUAUUACAACCACAGAUGAGCAUAUUCUGAAAGUGUACGAGGGUAAUGUAUUGAUACAUAAGGUUUCGUUAUUGAAUGAUAAUGAUGCUCGUGAAUUGUUCUGUAGAAAAGCCUUCAAAAGUGAAGAGCAAAGCAGUACUUGUGCGGUGUUGAUUCCUGAAGUACUAAAAUAUGCCCAAUGUCUUCCCUUGGCUAUUAGAGUGUUGGGUUCUUUCUUGUGUACUCGAGAUACUAUUGAAUGGAGAGAUGCAAUAAAUAGAUUGCAAAAUAGUCCACAUAAAAAAAUUAUGGAUGUACUUCAAAUAAGUAUUGAUGGACUAAACCAUGAGGAAAAACAAAUAUUUUUACACAUUGCAUGUUUCUUUAAAGGGGAGAGAGAGGAUUAUGUUAAGCGAAUUCUAGACUGUUGUGGGUUAUACCCUCACAUUGGAAUUUCAAGACUCAUUGAGAAAUCACUCAUCACUAUUAGCAAUGAAGAAAUUCAGAUGCAUGAAUUGUUACAAGAAUUAGGAAAAAAAAUGGUUCGCGGCCAAUCUCCCGAGGAACCAGGAUCAUGGAGUAGAAUAUGGCUUCAUAAAGACUUCUUGCAAGUCUUGACAACAGAAACGGGAACAGAGAAGGUAAAAGCCAUAGUUUUAAAUAAAAAAGAAGAAUUGUUGGAAUGUAGUGUUGAUGGAUUGUCAAGAAUGAAGGAGCUUACAUUACUCAUAUUACAUCACACAAAACUUUCAGGAAGCCUGGAGUUUCUUUCUGACAGGCUGCGAUAUCUAUUGUGGCAUGAUUAUCCUUUUGCUUCUCUGCCUCCAUAUUUUACAGUCUCUAAUCUUGUGGAGUUGAAUAUGCCUAACAGUCGCAUCACACAUAUAUGGGAAGGCCGCAAGAGCUGUCCCAACUUGAAAAGGAUUGAUUUAAGCAACUCCAAGAAACUGACUGAGACUUUAGAUUUUUCCAGAACCAUAAAACUUGAGAGGCUAGAUCUUUCUGGAUGUACAAGUUUAUCUUAUGUCCAUUCAUCAAUUGGACUUCUUAAGAAGCUUGCUUUCUUGAAUUUACGAAAUUGUCGGAAUCUAGUUUUCGUUGACUUUGGCUGUGUAGGCAACAUGAGUUCUCUGAGAGUUCUACAUCUCUCGGGUUGUUCUAAGCUUGAAAGCACCCCAGAUUUUACAAGGGCAACACAUCUUGAGUACCUUGACAUGGAUGAAUGUACAAGCUUAUCCACUAUUCAUCAAUCCAUUGGAGUCCUUUCAAAUCUUACUUUCUUCAGUUUGAGAGGUUGCACAAAACUUGUCAGUAUACCAAAUGAUAUCAAUUCCUUGGUAUCUCUUCAAACUCUAGUUUUGUGCCAUUGUUAUAAACUUACAAGUCUGUUUCCAAGACAAGCUUCUAAAUCCCAUUUGGAAUGUUUGAUUUUUCUGGAUCUAAGUUUUUGCAAUCUACCAGAAGUACCUGAUGCUAUUGGAGAAUUAAGAUGUCUGGAAAGACUGAAUCUACAGGGAAACAAUGUUGUUUCAGUGCCUGAUUCCUUCAGGGGGCUUCAUUGUCUAGGAUAUAUAAACUUGUCUCAUUGUCAUGAGCUUAAAUCUUUGUCUAACCUUCCAAUUGAAGGAGCUGCAUCAGGGGGGAAGUAUUUUAGAAAAGUAUCCGGAUCUCGUGAUCAUAGGUCAGGCUUAUAUCUUUUUAAUUGUGCCAAUAUGGUUGAUAUAUUGUCCAAACCGUGGGAUUGUUGGAGUUUGGAACUUGCAUGGCUUUUCAGACUAAUUAAGGAAUCCUGUCAUUUUCGAUGUGGCUUUGACAUUGUUGUUCCAUGGGGUUUGGAAAUUCCGCGGUGGUUCACCAAAAGAUUUGAAGGGGAUUCAGUUAUAAGGAUAGUGGAAUUUAGUGUGGAUGAAGACUGGAUGGGCUUUGCCUUUUGUGUUAUAUUUGGGGGAAACACUGCUCUUGUUGUUGAUGAUUCUUCACCGCACCCAUUAUAUCUUUCUUUCGUAAGUAAACAUACAGAAGAAUACUGUGAUGUGCCACAUAAUGUGAACAUACAACAUUUUGCUAAAUCAAAUCAUUUUUGGAUCAUUUAUAUCUCGAGAGAGCAUUGUCAUUUUGUGAAAACAGGAGCACAUAUCACAUUUAAAACCCUAGCAGGGGUUAAGAUCCAUGCAUGGGGGAUGAGGAGUAUAUUCAAAAAAGAUGUACAUGACUUUAAAAGGAUGCAACAAGGACAACCUCUUCCAUUCCCUCGCAAUGAAGUACACCCUCUCAACUUUGUUUUUGUGAAAAAAAGCAAGACCAAUUCUGGUCCUGUAUUCCGGCUUCCCUACAAUUGGUUACUCACAAAGGAAGAUGAAGUAGAGAAACAUGAUGCAGAAGUAAAGGAAAACAAUUUGUCUUAUGCAGGGUUUUAAAUGCACUACAAAAGACACGAAUAUGCAUCUUUUGGGACCCAAGGUAAUGAAUUAUUUUCUAAAUCAGUAGGUCCUAAUUAAUCGUUGAUUCACUAUUUUGUAGAAUUAAUGGUUAUUAAAAUUAAUAGUGCAAUAUACGUGAUUGGUGUACUACAUUGAGAACUUGUGGUCAAUUUAGACGUGUAAAGAUGGGCUAUCUGGCUACAUCUAGUCCUUUUAUGGUUGGUGUGUUAAUAAAUUGGCCUAUUUAAUUUAAAA
Molecule: messenger RNA, 3839 nt
Organism: Vigna unguiculata (cowpea)
Lineage: Eukaryota; Viridiplantae; Streptophyta; Magnoliopsida; Fabales; Fabaceae
Product: TMV resistance protein N-like
Biological process (GO): defense response; signal transduction
Molecular function (GO): ADP binding
Source: RefSeq, a predicted model, not a curated record